AMGAGAAGAUUCCUGAAGUGCUCAGGGMUUUUUUUCUCCGACUUUACAGGAUGGGAGAGCGUGAGAAUAUAGGGAGGGCUAGUAAGGAGGAGGAGGGUUCAUUCUGAGAGGAGGAGACAAAGAGGGGGAGAGCAUAAAUAAUAUGAGUUUGGCCAGGUAGUAAGAAGAGGGAUCUGUGUAGCUGUCCUCUAGCCAGUGGAGUGUUGAUUGGAUUAGGUGUGCAUGCAAAUAUCCAGUGGUCAGAGUGUGAGUGGUUAGUAGACAAAACUGUGUGGUAGUCAGAUAUGCACUUCUGCAAUUCUCUUGGACAUCAGCUGUACUUCUCUACUUUACAUAAUCCAGAAUGCUGAAACCAGAAUGGAUCCUCCAGGUCAUCUGAGACGGUGUCAGUGUGUCCUCCCUGCUCUCCCUCCACGGUGGUCCUCUCGUCCUCGAGACUCGUUCCACGGGGAACCGUCUGCCUCCUCCUCUCCUGGCAGCAGCCCCCCUGUAACGGUGUAGCGGUGGAAAAGCGACCCUGUAAAUAUGCCUGGAUGGAGGUCUCAGUGCCGUCUCGUCCUGCUGAACUCCCUGACCUGCGGCCUGGAGAUCUGCGUGGCAGCUGGGAUCACAUACGUGCCUCCCCUGCUUCUGGAGGCUGGGGUAGAGGAGCAAUACAUGACCAUGGUGCUAGGUAUCGGCCCAGUGUUAGGUCUCAUCUUCAUCCCUGUGAUUGGCUCAGCCAGUGACCACUGCAACAGCAGCUAUGGCCGCCGUCGGCCCUUCAUCUGGCUGCUGUCCCUGGGUGUCCUCCUAGCCCUCCUCAUCAUCCCCCAUGCCGACCUGCUGGCUGCCUACUUCACCUGGGGCGGACGCACCCUAGAAGUGGCCUUCCUCAUCCUCGGGGUGGGCCUGCUCGACUUCUGUGGCCAGGUGUGCUUCACGCCGCUAGAGGCGCUCCUCUCGGACCUGUACCGCGACGAGGAGGACUGCAACCAGGCCUUCGCCAUGUUCUCCUUUAUGGUCAGCCUCGGAGGCUGUGUGGGCUACCUGCUUCCUGCGCUAGACUGGAGCCGGGGCCUGCUGUCCGUCUACCUGGGCGGCCAGGCAGAGUGCCUCUUCUUCAUGCUCAUCCUCAUCUUCGUGACCAGCGUGCUGAUCACCAUGAAGGUGUCGGAGGAGCCGCCGUGUGCUGGUGUGCCGGCCCUGGAGCCAGCUCCUCUCCUGGAGGCGGGCCACUGCAGCAUUCCACGCUCCUGCUGCUACCUGCUCAAAUGCAAAUUGCGGCUGCUCAAGUCGGGCCCGCUGCUGUGCCUGCUGAGGACGUUCUGGUCCAUGACGCCAGCCAUCUACCACAGCUACUGCCACGUGCCCCAGGUAAUGAGGCAGCUGUGCGUGGCACAGCUCUGCAGCUGGAUGGCCGUCAUGUCCUUUAUGCUCUUCUACACAGACUUUGUGGGGGAGGGGCUGUACGAGGGCGUGCCCAGUGCCGCUCCCGGGACCGCCUCCAGGCAGCGCUACGACGACGGCAUCCGUAUGGGCAGCCUGGGCCUGUUCCUGCAGUGUGCUACCUCUACUGUCUUCUCCCUGCUCAUGAGCCGACUGGUCCGCCAUUUUGGCUCGCGCCGGGUCUACCUGAGCAGCAUGGUGAGCUUCACCAUCUCUGCCCUGGUCAUCUGUAUGUCCAAGAGUGUGGUCCUGGUCACCGUGAUGUCGGCUCUGACUGGCUUUGCCUAUGCCACGCUGCAGACGCUGCCGUACACCCUCACCUGCCACUACCACAAGGAAAUGGAGGUUUACAUGCCAAAAAAGAAAACAAAAAACUUGCUUAAGUACGGGAUUGUGAUCAAGCAGGACUCGAUCACACAUUUGACAGCUGUGUCCGAGGAGGCGGGGCUGGCCCACAAACUGGGGGGCACCAACGGGCAUGCCUUCUUCAGCCAAGACGGCUCAGACUACUACCCCCCUCCCCACGGCCAGAAUGGGUCGUCCCACAAAGCCACGGGCCCCGAGCAGGAUGAGCCAGAGGGCUACGAGAAGCGCGGCGUAGGGUUGGACUUUGCCAUCCUGGAUAGCACCUUCCUCCUCUCUCAGGUCUUUCCCACUCUCUUCAUGGGCAUGAUCGUUCAGUUCACAAAGUCCGUCACUGCCUAUAUGGCCUCCUCCGCCAUCUUCGGCAUCAUCGCCAUCUAUCUGGCCAACCACAUCAUCUUUGACCAAAAGGACCUCAAGAGCUGAAAAAAAACAGGAACCAAGAGUGAAGGAAUGCACCCCUGGCUGCACUACCACUCCCUGCGCUUGCAACGCUCCAGUGUCUUCGCUGACCGUUGCCAUGGCAUUACCAAUGGAUUGCAAUGAGGCAGCCCGUUUAUACGUUUGUGUGUAUGUGUGCGGCAGGAAUGAAAGAAAAA
Salvelinus sp. IW2-2015 is the source of this 2390-nucleotide messenger RNA. Its product is annotated as solute carrier family 45 member 3. Gene Ontology annotation, biological process: transmembrane transport. Gene Ontology annotation, molecular function: sucrose:proton symporter activity. The record is from RefSeq and is a predicted model, not a curated record. Gene Ontology annotation, cellular component: membrane. Lineage: Eukaryota; Metazoa; Chordata; Actinopteri; Salmoniformes; Salmonidae.